This is a messenger RNA of Stylonychia lemnae, 1176 nucleotides long. The record is from the annotation of a GenBank genome assembly. NCBI's taxonomy places the organism in Eukaryota, Ciliophora, Spirotrichea, Sporadotrichida, Oxytrichidae.
AUGGGAUAUAUCACUCCUGAAGGACUUGCUAAUUUGAAGAAGUACAAAUAUAUAUCUGGCGGCAGAACAAAGCUAGAUGAAAUAAUGAACCACUGGUGGGAAUGGGUUGUCAACCAACUCCCAAUGAAUAUGGCUCCAAAUCUUAUUACAUUAGUCGGACUAAUCUUUAACAUGACAGGGUGCCUAAUUUAUCUCUGGGAAGAUACCACCUUGACUAAGAAGUUUCCAGCAUGGAUGUACUUCUACUCUGCAACAUGCUCCUUCAUUUAUUAGACAUUGGAUGCAGUGGAUGGGAAGUAGGCUAGAAGAACAGGGACAUCAUCUCCACUUGGAUAGCUCUUUGACCAUGGUUGUGAUGCUGUCACUCUCUUCUUUGGACUAGUGGUCUUUGGCUAAAUUGCUAGAUGUGGUGUUGACUGGUCAUUUUUCUUGUUCUUUUGGGGACUCAGUUUAACUUUCUACACUUAAUAAUGGGAGGAAUUUCAUACUCAUAUCUUUAGAACUUGCAUAGGAAACUGGGGAGUUACUGAAGGUCUCUUAAUGUAAUUGUCAUAUUUAUAUGGUGUUGCUCUUACUGAUGGAUGGCUAGCUGAAGUAAAUGUGUAAUCUGCACUACCAUUUUACUAGUUCCCAGAAGUCAUUGGCACUCUCACACUUUGCAGAAUAUGCAGUAUUAUGAUCUUUUACAAGUAUAUUCAAUACAUUUUAUCGUUAAUAGCAGGUUUAGCUGCUGCAAAAUGCUCAAAAGUAGAAGCAUUACUAGGUUUAGCUCCACUCCCCAUUUUCUGGAUUGAAAUGAUUAUUGUUUUCUCAACUGAAUGGGGAUUAAAUAAUCCUGCUCUAUCAAUAUUACUCUUAUUCCCUAGCUAUUGUCUAAUGACAUGCAAACAUAUCGUUUGCUCAGUCUGUCAUAUGAGCUUUAGCCCAGUCUAAUUAUCUCCUUUAGUAUUUCUAUUAUUUGUUGCUAAUAAAUAUGCAGCAACCCUUGUUCCUGGACUUGCCAAACUCUAAAUGGCUGGAGCAGUAGGCUCAAACUUAGUUCCAGAAUCCUGUGUUGCCAUGUUUGUGUUUAUAUUCACUUUAGUAGCCUUUUCAAAGUUUGUUGUUUCUACUAUUGCUCAAAUAACUUAAUAUUUGGAUAUAUAUUGCUUAACUAUCAAGAAAAAGAGCCUAUGA